Topomyia yanbarensis is the source of this 2589-nucleotide messenger RNA. RefSeq lists its product as uncharacterized. Gene Ontology annotation, cellular component: nucleus. Bases 166 to 2322 code for a protein of 718 amino acids. Gene Ontology annotation, molecular function: zinc ion binding. The transcript has 2 exons. NCBI's taxonomy places the organism in Eukaryota, Metazoa, Arthropoda, Insecta, Diptera, Culicidae. The record is from RefSeq and is a predicted model, not a curated record.
AGUGAGCUGCAGCUGACUGAGUUUGACGGCUAAGACCGUUCAAGGUCCAUAUCGCAGUCACUGCAUUGCAAUUGUACGGAUUUCACCGGAAAACAAUUUUCAGAUUUUAUUAAAGUUAGUAAAGUUUCAUUACAUUGGUAAAUACAAGUAGAUAGUUGUGGGAAAAUGCAUAAACACGUAUCUAGAUCCUGCCAGCGGGUCAGAUGGAACGAGACUCAUGUCCUACAGAUCUUGCAGUACAUCAAGCAGUCUUACGUGGGCACUCUACAUCAACCAUCGAGUAUGGUGUCCAACCUGUAUCGGUCGUUGCGUUCAGAUCCAGUUCUAUCGGUAUACAGUCAAAUGUGUUUGAAAAUGAAACUGUUUCAAAUAAAACGGGCGAUAAGACGAUAUUUGAGCGGUGCACCGUCUGGGAUGAUCACAAAACGUAUCUAUUUUGAUUUGGCUCUGGAGAUCUACGGUAAAGGACAGAAAGUUAACUGUCAACGGAAUAUGGUAGUUGAAAAAAAUCUGAAGCAUUCUAAACAAUCAAAGGUCCGAGAGAAUGGGUUAUGUCGCUGCUGCCGGUCUCCACAAAUAGUAGGUGGAGUAGAUUUGUUUGAUGAUUGUUACGAGGGUCAAAAUUAUGCUGCGAUCCUGAUGAGCUUAUUAUUUCUGGAGCUUCCUAAACUGGACAACGUUAGUACAAAAGUUUGUGCUAGAUGCGCUAAGUUUAUAGAAAACAUUAAGGUGUUUAGUCAUCAGUGUCAAGAAUCGAACGAAAUGUUUCGAUCAAGGUUUACGGUAAUGGAAUCUGCUGCUGAUGGGAAAGCAUCAAAUUCUAUGGAAGAUGAUUUUGUUCCACAAAUAGAAACCGAUUCAGAAUCAGAAACAGAAGAAAGUAUUUGCGUUGAAUCAAAAGAAACAAUUUUAGACAGCAAUGAUUUCAAAACAGAACCUGAUGAUCCAAAUAUGGAUUCCAAUUCAUUGGCAGAUACUACUGAAACCAACGUGAAAAGUCAGAAUUUUGAUUGUGAAAAUGAUGACCAUGUUGAAUCUGAAGAUGAACAAGUUCCUUGUUCUAAUAAAGCCAACAAUUCAGAAAUCAGAAAAGGACGAUCGGGUCGUGGACCAAGCUGGAAUGAAUCACAUUUGAACACGUUCCUUUUAAUCGCUAAAAAUUAUAUGGGACCCAAUGGGAAAUUCAACUAUUCUGAAUUACAGAAAGCUCUAGCAGAAAUACCAGAACUAUCACAUUAUUCAACGUCCGCUGUAAAGUCAAAAUUGUUUGCAAUAAAACAAAGAGUUCAUGAACCAGGAAUGCCAAAGAUAAAAGAUAGAAUUUUCACUAGAGCCGCUUUAAGUUUGUUUGGUAACGCAAAUGAAGAUUCUGAACCUGAAUUUGAGGAUAGUAUUUGUUUUGAAUCAAAAGAUACGAUUUUUGAUAGCAAUGAUUUCAAAACAGAUCCUGAUGAUCAAAAUAUGGAUUCUACUUCAUUGGCAGAUACUAUUAAAACUAAUGUGAAAGAUCAGAGUUUGGUUUAUUUGGACUUGAACUGUGAAAAUGGUGACCAUGGUGAAUCUGAAGAUGAACAAGUUCCUUGUUCUAAUAAAGCCAACAAUUCAGAAAUCAGAAAAAGACGAUCGGGUCGUGGACCAAGCUGGAAUGAAUCACAUUUGAACACAUUCCUCUUAAUCGCUAAAAAUUAUAUGGGACCCAAUGGGAAAUUCAACUAUUCUGAAUUACAGAAAGCACUAGCAAAAAUACCAGAACUAUCGCACUAUUCGCCGUCUGCCGUAAAGUCAAAAUUGUUUGCAAUAAAACAAAGAGUUCAAGAACCAGGAAUGCCAAAAAUAAAAGAUAAAAUUUUCAUUAAUGCCGCUUUAAGUUUAUUUGCUCAUGCAAAUGAAGAUGAUGCUGAGGCAAAUGAGGAUGAAAUGGAAGAUAAACUCGCUGAAGUACAAGAACCUGUCUUUUUAGAGGUCCCAUGUAAAAAUGAGGAUGUGUAUGAAACUGAAUAUGAAACUGAUAUACAACGUCCAAAACAUUCUUCAAAUCACAAGAGAGGUCCAGCUUAUCCUCCGGCGACGGUAAAAAAGCUACUAACAUUAGCAAUAAACUUUCAACAUCCAGAUGGUUUUGUUAAUUAUUAUCGUUUGCAUGCUGCACUUCGAUGUACCAAUCUACAGCAUCUAUCACUACCAGGAAUAAAAUCAAAAUUGUAUGCUAUUAAACGUGAAGUACUUCAACCUGGUAUGCCUAAAAUAAUUCAUCAAGUUUACGCAGAUGCAGCAAUCAAAUUGUUUGGAAGCAAAAAAACAAAAUCUGAUAAUUCUUCCUAAUUGUCAGGAAGAAUAUGUAUAAAAUGGUACAAGAGUAUCACCAAGCUGAAGGAAAUGCAUACUUAUUUUGCAUUGCAAUCGGUUGAUUUUGUUUUUUUGAAUGCGAUUACGUUGAUAAUGAUUUAAUUUUGGUGCUAUGAAGGCAAAUCACCAUGGUUCGAAGAAGUGAUCCGCCGUAAUGCGGAAUAAGGCUGAUAGUAACUAAGUCCACGUUUCAUUAAUGUUAAUUUUAAUUAAUAAUAAAGUUUCUCGUAUUAAAGAGCGAAA